Neurospora crassa OR74A is the source of this 1423-nucleotide messenger RNA. It is a transcript of the gene hH4v, whose product is annotated as histone h4-2. NCBI's taxonomy places the organism in Eukaryota, Fungi, Ascomycota, Sordariomycetes, Sordariales, Sordariaceae. Gene Ontology annotation, biological process: nucleosome assembly. The record is from RefSeq and is a predicted model, not a curated record. The coding region runs from base 158 to 649 and encodes 163 amino acids. The transcript is spliced from 6 exons. Gene Ontology annotation, molecular function: protein heterodimerization activity; DNA binding; structural constituent of chromatin.
CCACCUUAGGCGCAUUCGCUUACACCAACUUCCACUUGACUGCACGCCUCCGUCCCGGUUGCAUUUGGCCUUGCAGGGAGUGCUCUUUGAGCUUUCAUCAUUUCUUUUGUUUACUCUCAAAACAACGCGGGUUAACUUUGAUCACUCGUUAAGUACCAUGCCGCCAACUAUACCCUCUCGCGGCGGUCCCUCGGGACUGAAGCACCGCCACUCAGUGAGCGGUAAGUCCGUCUUGAGCGGCGCGAGUGGGAAGGGCAAGGGCCAGGGCGGCGUGGGCAUCAAGCGCCACAGAAAAAUCAUCAAAGAUACUAUUCGCGGCAUCACCAAGCCUGCUAUUCGACGUCUAGCCCGUCGUGGCGGUGUCAAGCGUAUCUCUGCCGGCAUAUACGAUGAAAUCAGGGCAGCACUGAAGGAAAGACUUCAGAUGAUCCUGCGCGACUGUGUCACGUACACAGAGCACAGGCACGCGAAGACGGUCACCGUAACGGACGUGAUUUUCGCCCUUCGUCGCAUUGGCAAACCCAUCUACGGCUUUGACCCCGAGACGUGGGAGCCUCCUGCGCGCGGCGCCCACCGUCGCGCCCUCGCCCAGGGUGGCGAACAAGGUCGCAGCGGUACUCGCGGCGGCGAUAACGACGAUUCGGACUAGAGUACCCCGAAGUCAACCUACGACAACUACCUGGCCCAAAAUGAUCCCCAGGUUAUGGCGAAUAUGUCAGCAAAGGCGGCGGCUACGGCAGAUGCGACGAUGUCGGGGUUUUCGUAUUCAAAUCAUGCGCCUUUAGCCGCACCAGCCCCUGCUAUGGUGCCUGUGCUUGCAAGAGGAUUUAUACCGAUCAACAUCAACCAUCACAUGCCACCCGAUCGACAGUAUAAAGCAUAAAUUCGCACUACCUCACGAUCUCUCGGCUGUCCCAGGCGGUCACUACUCGUCAGUUACAUAUGUCACCCCCUACAUACACAAAAUGAAGGAAUGGUGUAUUCGCGAUGAUACCCCAGUUGCUUUGGUUAAACCCGGGUUCAGAAAUGUUCCAAAUUGGGGAAAAGACGGAGGAGGCUUUCUCAUGACGAAUUUUGCGUGUGUUUUGCUCUUUUGUGGACGGAUGGAUUCUUCAUAUCAUAAUGAGGCGUUUGUGGGUCAGGCAUUUGUCUAUGGCUUAUAGGGAAUUCACGAAUGCACUGGGAUAGAAGGUAUGCAUCGUUGUUUCUUUUUUUUCUUUUUUAUAAGAACGGUGAUGGGGCUGUGACGAUCAGGUUUCCAAGUAUAUAAGGGUUGUAUGGACAAAGGUCGAUUGGUAGAGUCAAUUGUUUGUCAUUGUUGGGCUGGAUGAUUGUUAAAUAAAUUAUCUGAUGUCUGAUGGAGGUUUGGUCUACGUCUUACUGCUGCAGCGAUGCCUUCGAAUGGAGAUACUCUUCGUUUAUG